Molecule: messenger RNA, 633 nt
Organism: Mastomys coucha (southern multimammate mouse)
Lineage: Eukaryota; Metazoa; Chordata; Mammalia; Rodentia; Muridae
Product: glycine cleavage system H protein, mitochondrial
Exons: 1
Coding region: 22-534 (170 amino acids)
Biological process (GO): protein lipoylation; glycine decarboxylation via glycine cleavage system
Cellular component (GO): mitochondrion; cytoplasm; glycine cleavage complex
Source: RefSeq, a predicted model, not a curated record
UUACCCUCCUGACCUCGGAUCAUGUCGCUGCAAGUGGCGAGGAGCAUGCGGUCUGUGGCCUGCAGCCUGCGCACCGCCUUGGCCUUCUGCCCGCCGGGGCCCUGGGCGCCGAGCACCGCCUCCGUCCGCUCACUGCACACCGGAUCUGCUUUGCUGUCAGUGCGUAAAUUCACAGAGAAACAUGAAUGGAUAACAACAGAGGAAGGUAUUGGAACGGUGGGAAUCAGCAAUUUUGCACAGGAAGCUUUGGGAGAUGUUGUUUACUGUAGUCUGCCUGAAGUUGGGACAAAAUUGAAAAAGCAAGAGGAGUUUGGCGCUUUGGAGAGCGUGAAGGCUGCCAGUGAACUCUACUCUCCUCUGUCAGGAGAGGUAACUGAAGUCAAUGAAGCACUUGCAGAAAACCCAGGGCUCGUAAACAAAUCCUGUUACAAAGAUGGUUGGCUGAUCAAGAUGACACUGAGUGGCCCUUCAGGGCUGGAUGAAUUAGUGAGUGAUGAAGCAUAUGAGAAAUAUGUGAAGUCCAUUGAGGAGUGACCAUGGCACCCCUCCACGUCCAGAUAAAACUGGGACAUGACCUGCUCCAGCAUGCUUGUCUUAAACUAGUGGAGAGUAGAGGACUUGAAAUAACUUAGC